Messenger RNA from Magallana angulata, 1591 nucleotides. RefSeq lists its product as uncharacterized. The record is from RefSeq and is a predicted model, not a curated record. NCBI's taxonomy places the organism in Eukaryota, Metazoa, Mollusca, Bivalvia, Ostreida, Ostreidae. Bases 160 to 1203 code for a protein of 347 amino acids. The transcript has 5 exons.
GUACUUCCUCUUCAUUGCACUGUAAAUGCAUUUGAAAUCUCUCAAAAUAGGAAGUAUUUAUAGUUUGUGGAAAUUAAUUUAACUUCAAACGUGAAGUGUUGUUAGGGUAUUCGGUUCUAUCAAAACAACUGGAAACAUGCAAAGUCGGUAGGAUGUAAGAUGUCGCAUCUUUUCAUAUUUAAUCUGAGAAUUUUAUGUAUCUACUUACUGGGAUAUUUUGUUGAAUACUGCUCACCAGCUGAGGAUUGCGAUUGGUCUGCAUGGACCGAACCAGACAGUGACCAAUUCCAACAUCGCGCUAAGGAUUGUGAUGGCAAAGUGGAAAUUGAGAGUAGGAAUUGCAAUAUCACUACUUGUAGCUUAUCAAAUGGCAAAAAUAGAACAACUGAGAACCCUCCCGAGACCACGCCCAUAGAGCAUGUCGAUCUACCAAACCACUCUGGCAGUUCUUCUAGUGUCAAAGACACCGCCACAUUACCGACCACAAAGCACCACGGAAACCUAUCACAGAACUCUACAUUACCCCGUGAGGAAACUGUAGGUAGUAACAACCACAACAGAUCAAUAUCAGCGACAACUCAAAUAAACUGGCAUGGCAAGUUAGAUGAUAAUAAGGGUAAAACCAAACUGAAGAAUAAUACAGACAGCAAUUCAACAACAGCGAAAACCAUGAUCAUUUCGGAAACCAAGUCAGAUGAAAAGAAUCAAGGCAAACUGGAGACGGCCUCGGUUACUGAAGAUGUAAUCGUUUUGAGAAAUGUUUCCCCUAAAGGUGAUUUCGGAUAUGCAGCAUGUGAACAACGAAAAGAGCAAGAACUCAAUGGUUUUCGAUACGUUAAAGAAUGCCUUAUAUCAGUAUUGGCCUUGAUCCUGGUAAUUGCUGUGACCGCUCUUUGGUGUGAAAGGCAAAAGAGAUUAAAAUGUGAAAGAGAGCGUUUGUAUAUUUUUUCUUUACCCCAAAACACUGCACUGACAUCCUCGGAGGAGGACGACACUCGCUACAACGCAAUGACCGAUUUCACCAGGCUCUUUUCAAGCUCCAGCGCGGAGAGAUUAUCUUCCUGUGUUUACCAAGACAUAACGGACAUGGUUUCCUCGGAAUUUUCUUCGCCAAGAUCGACAUAUCAGCAAAUACCAUUCAGACAUUCCAAACAGUCGAAUUCUGGGGAGACAAAAAGCCAAGACCUUACUUCAUUUAUAUAAACUAAACACUUUAAAACUUCACUACAAAACAGUGUCAAAGAAAGAGAGAACAUAAUCCAAACUUCACGAUCAGUUUCGCAUGCACUCACUGACCAUUGAUCAACUCACAGAAUUUGUUUUGUUUUCGUGAAUAAUUAAAUAAAUAUUCUCAAUCCACUUUUGAGACUCUUAAAUUGCACAAGAAUUUAACAUCAAUUUUUCACUAAAACGGGAAAAUAAAGCUCAUAGAAGGUAAGGGUACGCAAGACUAUUUUUGACAGUGAAGGUAUAGUUACAUGUACAAAAUAAGUGGGCGGGUGGGUGCAACUCAGACAAACCUGGUUGAAAAUAACAAUGGCACGACCUAUAUUUACAUGUUCCAGUAUUUAGAAUACAGAUUCUUUUAUUA